Molecule: messenger RNA, 3177 nt
Organism: Drosophila montana
Lineage: Eukaryota; Metazoa; Arthropoda; Insecta; Diptera; Drosophilidae
Gene: sals
Product: sarcomere length short
Exons: 8
Coding region: 222-3032 (936 amino acids)
Molecular function (GO): actin binding
Source: RefSeq, a predicted model, not a curated record
UGUUCGCCCGUCGCCCGCCCGCUCCGCGCUGGUGCUAAUGUGCAAAGUUUUGUGUUUUCAUCAACAAAAACAACAACAACGCAAAGAACGCGGCAUAAAAAUCACAGAAAAUUAUUUAAAAAGUGUGUGCAAAUAGACGAGCUAAAGUGGGCGAAUAGCAAGAACAACAACAACCCCUGGAGAAUUAACAGAACGGAAAACAGUUGCCGAGUUGCCCUGAAAUGCCCUUCGUGACGCCCCGUAGCACCACAACAACAACAAAAGGAGCAGCAGCAGCAGCUGGCCCCGGCAGCAGCGGACGCACCACAUUUCGUCCACCAUGGGUGAAAGAGGAUGCGGCCACAAAGCCAGCGACAACGCCCUGGGCCAAAAAGGCAGCAGCCGCCAAGGAGAAUGGCGAAGAGGCAGCGACAGCAGCAACAACGACAAGCAAUAGCAAAGCAAAGGCAGCGCCAGCAACAACAACAGCCAAGAAGACAGCUGAAGAGCCCGUGAAAAAAGCUGCAGCAGCAACAACAACAGCAGCUUGCAAAAAGCAAGCGGAACCCGUGAAAAAAACAGUGCCAGAGCCAGCAAAGAAAUCAGCCGUAGAGCCUGUUAAGAAAGCGUCGGCCAGUUUGGCAACAAAAAAGCCCGCGGCCAAGAAGAAGGAGCCAACGCCGCCGCCCGAAUCCUCCUCCGAGGAAGAAGAAAGCGAAGAGGAGGAGGAGGAAAGUGAAGAAGAAACCGAAACCGAGGAGGAAGCAACCGAAGAAGACGAAGACGAUGAGGAGGAAGAAGAUGACGACGAUGACGACGACGACGACGAAGACGACACCACGCUAGAUGCCAAGCUGCCGGAGCAUGUGAAGAAGGCCGCACAGCUGCGUCCGACGCAGAUCAACAAGAAGCCGGAACCGCAGGAAAGUGAGUUGACACAACGUUUCACCCUAGAGAAACCCAAAUUGCGCAGCGUUGUGGUCAAGCGCGACAAAUCGAUGAAAAAACUGGCGCCCGACGAUGACGAUGAGGCCGUCGAGGGCGAAACGGAGGAGGAGCGCGAGCGUCGUCUGCGCUUCAAGCUGGAGAAGCCGAAGUUGCGGCACGUGAAGCGCGAGGAGAAGCCGUUGCCUAGCAAGAGCACCGAUAAUCUGCUAAAAAUACGACCAGUGCUGAAAAAGGUACCCAAAGUUGAUGAAAUUCUCAAAGAACCCAAAGAAGAACCCAAGCCCGAAUUCAAGACCAAAACCCUGAGGAAAGCGCCCUCAAUAAAACGCGAACCGAGCAUCAAAAAUGUUCCCGCACCGCCGCCGCUGCCCUCGUUGGUGCCAAAGGCGCCGCCACCGCCGCCGCCGCCAUUGACGGCGGGUGAGAAGCGGGUGCUGAGCGAAACGCAAAAGAAAACGAUCGAGAAGCUCAAAACACGACCACGCAGACGUCCCGACUGGUCCGAGAUGAUGAAGGAGGUGGAGAGCGGCAAGAAGCUGCGUCACGUGGCAUGCAACGACAGAUCUCAGCCCAUAUUGACAUGCAAAUCGAUGACCAAAGUGGAUGACAAAUUCAUCUAUGAGACAGAGAAGGAUAAUUCGCAUAAUAAGCUGCUCAAGCAGAUUCAGGGCGGCGUAAGGCUGCGUCCCACACAGACAAACGAUCGCAGCAAGCCGAUAUUGGGGGGUUUGCGCAAGUUCCGCCGCCAGAUGACCAUCGAGGAGCAGCUGCACAAGUCGCAGUCAAAGGUCAAUAUGCUGAGCGAGGCGCCCAGCAGCAAUGCGCUGGGUCCGAACAGUGCCACAGCGCUCGGAGCGGGCAGCUCGAGGCCGAGCAUAGUGUCCACCAUGUCCAUAGACGAGGAGAGUCCUGAUGAGCUGGACGACAUUGACAAGAUACGCGACGAUUUGCAGAGCACCAAGCAAAUGCUGGCCCUUGAGCUGCGCAAUCGUGAGGCCCAGGAGCGGGAGAAUAAAAAGCUCUUGGCCAAAAUACGCACACUCGAGACGGAGCUGGAGCGUGAGAAAUCGCGCGAAAAGAAUCUGGAAUAUGGCUCGAAUGUUAUUGUGGCCACCAUGGAUCCCACGCCCACCUCCGAGCAGGCGUACGUCAAUUCCCUAAAACGUGAAGUCGAGGAUGCGCGCAAGGUGUCCAAGGAGGUGGAAAAGAACUAUCAUGACACAAGCGAGCUGCUUGUCGAGGCGAAAACGGAAAUCGAGGAACAAAAGCGACAGAUACAAUUGCUUGAGCGCAAAUUGGCAGCUGCGCUGCAGGCAAAUACGACUCCAAGCACUAACAGACCGCAUAUUAGUUUUCGCUUUGCUUUCGACGACGACGAGGACGAAGACGAUGAUUACUACGGUGCGAGGGUGACCAAUCACAAGGGCGGCAGCUCAGUGGACGGCUCCAGAAGACCAAGCGAUGCGCAUUUCGGUCGCGACAGCUCCCCUGAACUGGAGCUGGAGAUGAGCGAAAGCGAUCCCGACGAGCCCGAGGAGAAGAAGACAGAACGACGCGAGCGCCGAAUGGGCAAAGAGGUGAAGGUGCUGCGCAGUAAGCUGACCAAGCUGAAGGUCAAGGAGGAGGCCGCCAAGAAGGAGAAGGAUGCACUGAAGCAGGCCAUGAAGAAGAAUCAUGUUAUACUCAAAGAGGAGAACAAAAAGUUCAAAAAGCUGGAGAAGGAGGUGCAAAAGAUGGCUGCAUCGAUGAAGUUGGACGAAGACGAAGUCGAUGCCGAGGACAAGGAUGAUGAAGAGGCAGCCGAAGAGGAGCACGAGGAAGAAGAGGCAGAGUCCGAGGAGGAGUCAGACGAAUCGGAAUCUGAAGAAAGCGAAGAGGAAUCGGGCAGCGAAUCCGAAGCGGAAGAUGCCGCCAAUUCCGCCAAGAAAUGCAAUUUGGAGCCGCGCGUGAAGAAGCACGAGAGUCGCUUUGCGGCAAUGAAGAAAUGCAAUGUGCUGCUGCAGGCAAAUGUGGACAAUUUGCAGGAUCAAAUUUCACAGGUGCGCUCCAGGGCCACCAAUCUGCAGGACGAACUGGAUGCGGUAAUUGCCGAUUUGGGUUUCUAGGCGCAUUAAUCACAACAACAAAAACAGCUGCUGCUCCCCAGUAAAAAAAGAAUCGAAUGUACAACGUGUUUGUUUACUGUUUGCGUAGUGUUCCUUUUUUCAAUGUAUUUAAAUAUAAUUAUAUUAUCGACAUAUGUAAGUUCAA